GCAAACAGUUUGCUAAGUUAGGCAACCUAAGGACCCUAUGUCUCUCUAAUAUCAAAUACUUCCGACAGAGGGGUACUGUCGACGCUGCAAUCCUGCAGGGUUUGUCUCAGCUUGACACCCUUAAACUAGCUUCCAACAACCUGACCCAGGUGCCAUCCUUAGCGUUACAUCACGUCCCGCAAAUGUCAGAAACGCUGGACCUUUCCGACAACCAGAUCACUUCCCUUCAUCCCGGAGACUUCACUAACCUGUCCGAUUUGUAUAUUCUAGUCUUGAAGGGAAACAACAUAACCUCCCUCUCCCCGGACGCCCUCAAACCUCUGAAGCAUCUAUUUUCCAUUGAUCUAUCCCACAACCCGAUCGUCUACCUCGGCCCCGAUGCCUUCAAAUGGCAAAGUCAGAGCAUGUACGAGGUGAUGCUGAAAGGUACCAAACUGCGGUUGAUAGACGGAGAGGCCUUUAACUCGUCCACUGGAGUGAAGUCGCUGUGGUUUGAGAAUAACGACAUGCGGUACCUGCCGUGGAACGUCUUCGACCCACUGACGUACUAUGGAGACCCACAGGAGGCCCUGAACCUGGAGUCGAACCCGUGGCGCUGUGACUGCCAGAUGUACGAGUACGCGCGAUGGCAGCAGUCUCCACAGGGUCUCGUCGCUGGAGCACUGACGUGUCAGGACCCGCCCGAACUACGAAACAAGACUUUGCGCGAGAUACCGCUCGAACAGUUCAAGUGCAACUGUUCACAUUUCUCCACGCCGAGCAUCGACACGAGCGGAAGUGACGUCAACACCACAUCCGGUCACAGCGCCGUCUUGAAGUGCAACGUCACGGCCUGUCCGGAAGCCGUGAUUCUGUGGUCAACCCCGAGGGGAAUAACACUCGCCGACAAUUCACCACAUCCCGGCCUCGAAGUUCUGGACGAUGGAACUCUUAUCAUCGUAGAGACUGGUCCCGACGACACGGGCACGUAUUCCUGCAUGGCCGCCAACUACCUGGGCCAGGCCACGGCGUUCCUCCAGCUGAAAGUCAUCCCAAGCCCCGGUCUUGCCGAAGAAAACGUCGAUGAGACCACGGAUAGUUAUGUGUAGAACACAUGCGUCAUUACUAGUUAUGCCCCCUUUCCACUAGGACCGCGCUCUCACCGCGCUCUCUCUGCGACCUAAAAUUUGACAUAUCGCUCAACGAAUUGUAUGGAAAGGAAACGAAUCUUGGUACACUUUGUGCCUUUUGUUGUCUUCUCAAUCACACUUUUACGUUUUGUAUGGUAGCUAUAGGUCGCAGUGAGAGCGCAGCACGAUCGCGGUCCUAGAGGAAAGGAGGCCUUACAAAGGGGAGUCAAAACGUAAUGCAAGCUGUUUUAUAACAAGAACAUUUUUAUCGAAUGAGAUGAAAUUUGGCACAGGUUGAGGUAAAUGCACAGUAACACAUCUUCUUGGGACUGAAAUCUCGAUUUGUUGUUCAGAUUGUUAUGAGCCACUGAGUUGAUUUUAAAAUGAUCUAACCCCUGGAAGUUCUGACUGAAGAUCGGUUCCUCUAGAUAAAACCAACUUACAAUUGGAAUACUUACUGUAGGAAGGUGAAGUCACACCUGUAUAAUAAUAAUAUGUACAUGUAUAAGUCUCAAUAGUUUGCAUGUCAAUUUUGAUCGCUGAGCCCCAAACAGUUCCUUUAUUAGUUGCUGUGUGUGAGGAGGCGAUUGGCUUCAUAGCGAAUACCAGAUUCAUACCUUUGUGCACCACAACAACGAAACAACAAGGUAGUAGUCAAUCAACGCUAGUUCAUAAACAACCCAGCCAAAUAGUUUUACAUGUUGUGGAACAACAUAAUCAACAUCGUCAGUUAUUUUGUGAGCAUUUCGCAGUUAGCGGUGCAUUUCCCCAAAAGGGUAUGUCUAUAGCUUUACGGUAGAUAAAACCCCUGCUAUCCGUUAAGUGUUUGUUGUAAUUGUGAACUCAUGAAGAGACGAUUUAUAGCGGAAACGCGACAUAGCUGGGAUAGGGAGGCAGGUGCCAAAUGCAAACAAAGAAAUGUGCCAUUCAUCACUUAUAGACCCGCAAGUCCAUGGUAUUAUGAAAGAAAACCGAACUAUAUCUAAACCUAGUAAACAGUUCGCUAUAAGAGCGUUUUUGUAUGAUGCACAUUAUCGUCAAAAAUUGUGUAACUUAUCGAUGUGUCCAUCUUUUGUCGGCACCUGUCAAGUGUCAGCUGUAUGUAUGCCAUGCAUGUUUCUUUGUUCAUACCAUGUACUUGCAAUAAGCCUCCGGGCAGGAACUUGCAAAUAAACGUUCUUAACUAUA
Branchiostoma floridae (Florida lancelet) is the source of this 2297-nucleotide messenger RNA. Its product is annotated as leucine-rich repeat-containing protein 4-like. The record is from RefSeq and is a predicted model, not a curated record. Bases 183 to 1088 code for a protein of 301 amino acids. NCBI's taxonomy places the organism in Eukaryota, Metazoa, Chordata, Leptocardii, Amphioxiformes, Branchiostomatidae. The transcript is spliced from 4 exons. Gene Ontology annotation, molecular function: protein binding.